AUAAAAGACACCGCCAACAGUCCGACCAUUAAAGGAGUCUGUUAAAUAUCCAUUUCGAAACUCAAAACUCAAUUAUAGCACUCGCUAACAGCAUAAACCAUUUAAAAAACAGUUUAUUUUCAUUCUCUUCGCGAAAGGUGUAAUUCUCCGCCAAUUCAUAAGCCCUCAGAGCAAGUGCGGACUGCUAAUUGAUUCAAAUUAAAGGGAGUGCAAUCGAUGCGCUUCAGGACAAACAGAAAAACAGACGGAAAUACAAAAAACGCAACGAAUGCUCAAAUGCCGCGAGCUAAAAAACAGAGGGAAUCGAAAAACGUGGUAUAAAAAAAUGAGAAGUAAAGAGGAGUAGCCUCAGCAGUCAGGAGCAGAAAGCAUCAAGGUAGACAUGAAAGCCCACAAAAGCGGAAACGAAUGAUUUGCAAAAUAAAAUUUACUUAAGAAACUGACGGCAGACUUUAAAAGACAGGAGAAGUAAAUUUUCGCACAGUUCCUAUUGACAAAAAUAAUUUAAUUCAGAGCCAGAUAUAUGUGAUCUAAAGUAACUCCUGGGCUGACUUCAAUUAUUGGGGUAUAAAUGUAAAGCUCUGCAGAAGCUGGGAAGGAGGGAAGUUAAAUUAAUUGAGUUAUCAAGUGCACAGCCGAGGGCAGUUUAAUAUAAAACUCCUUCUUACGAAGUCUAGGCGACUUUAUUUAAGUUAACAUAUAUGUGCGUUUGUACAUAUAUGUCAAUUGUAUCUGCUACACCCUUUUAUAUACCCUCUCAUCGUAAUUGUUGAUUAUUUGCUUCCCAUUUGUUACACAUUUACUUAUUCAUACUAUUUUCCUUCAUUAUUUUUUAGCCACGGGGCAAAGACUGCAAAAAUACCAACACCAACAACGCAAAAAUGCGGCACAGUAAACGAACGCUACUGCAUAACCAUAGCAACAACAACAACAUACCUUGGCUUCUUUUACUAUGUCUCUUCAUAGCUUCGACAGCUACCACCACAGCAGCCAGACGUUCGCGUCUUGAUUUAGCUGAGAGCGUACAAUCUGUCGCCCAAACCGCCAACUCACCCUUCUCCACCACAGUGAAGGACAGUAAUUUGCCUAUUGCUGAAAAACAAGUCGCUACAGUAGCCAACGCACCAGCUGCGCCAGUACCACCAGCAGCGGCACCUGUGCCAGCACCGGUCUCGUUGGCAAACACCGCCGCUAAUGCUACUCUUGCAACUAACGACGAUACAAGACAUCAGGCAGAGUCUUUGGUGAGCAAUGGCAACAAAACACCGGCUCUUGCUGCCGAUUUGCCGGGUAACUCUGAGGCAAAACAUGCCAUUGACAAGUCGGCUGUAAACUAUGCGGAGAGCGAACAAGUUGCUGCUAACUCGGCGGCCGCACCUGCAGCACUCGACUCGGCAACUACGGCUGCAGUAGCCACCGCGGAAAAGUCGGCUUCACCGGAACACAACGUCGCUGCUGAAGAGGAUCAAUUACCCAAGGAACAGAAAGAAUUGCCGACAGAGAUUGGCGAUGAGGACAUUGACACGUUAGAUGAUGGCAACAAUGUCGGCACAGCUAGCGGCGGACACGGUAACACGCUUGAGGAAUGUGAUCCGGAAUUGAUUGGCUUCGAAAUUGUUACAGGCUAUGUUUUCUCAGCACCUGGCAAAUUGUUAAACUCGCUGCCUGGCACCCUUAUGUUGACCGACUGUCUGGAAGCAUGUCAAACGAAUGAUGCCUGUCGGGCGGUGAACUACGAAACCGGUUUAUGUGUGCUGUUCUCUGCUAACGCGGAUAAAUUACCAGGCGCCCUCACUAAAUCACAAUUCCCUGUAUUUACAAUUUAUGCACAAAAAUCAUGUCUCGGCAUACGGCCGUGUGCACGUGCCUGGUGUGUUGAUCGCGUGCAAGGCUACAAGUUGAAUGGCUAUGCAAAGCGCACGAUACCAGUGGUUUCGCGACGUGAUUGUUUGGAGCUAUGUUUGGGAGAAAACGAAUUCACAUGCAGAUCGGCCAACUAUUAUCGCAGCACAAAAACUUGUGAGCUCUCCGAAAUGGAUCGCAUUACCUUGGCCGGUACUGGCGCAUUUCAGCCGCACGAUACUAUUGAUUAUCUGGAGAAUAACUGCGCUGAUGAGCCAAAUAAAUUGUGCGAGUUCAAACGCUUGUCCGGACGCAUAUUGAAAACGGUGGAUUCGGUGUAUCAGGAUGUUGGCAGCAUUGAUGAGUGUCGUGAUUUAUGUUUGAAUUCGCCGUACAGAUGCCACUCCUACGACUAUGGCGAUACCGGAGAUAUGGUUUGCCGACUUUCGCAUCACAGUCGCGCCACGCUUAUCGAUGUGCAAGAUCCCUACUUGGAAGUACCCGAAGCCGCCACAUAUGAACUCUCCUCCUGCUACAACGUGACCAUUGAAUGCGGCGCCGGCGAUAUGAUUGCGCGCAUACGCACAUCCAAACUAUUCGAUGGCAAAGUCUACGCUAAAGGCUCACCGAAAUCUUGUGCGGUCGAUGUAAAGAACUCGCUAGACUUUGAGCUACGUAUGGGUUAUCAAGAUCUCGAAUGUAAUGUACGUCAAAGUGGUUCGGGACGUUAUAUGAAUGAUGUGGUAAUACAACAUCACGAUACAAUUGUGACAUCCUCCGAUUUGGGACUUGCGGUAACUUGCCAAUAUGACUUGACCAACAAAUCCGUAACAAAUGAAGUUGACCUGGGUGUUAAGGGUGAUAUUGAACCGGCUCUAAGUGAAGAGGUGAUUGUUGACUCACCGAAUGUGAUAAUGAAGAUCACAUCACGUGAUGGCAGCGAUGUCAUGCGUUCGGCUGAAGUUGGUGAUCCCUUGGCGCUUAAAUUCGAAAUACUCGACGAACACAGUCCCUACGAGAUCUUUGUACGUGAGCUGGUCGCUAUGGAUGGCACUGAUAAUGCUGAAAUUACGCUCAUCGAUGCGAAUGGUUGCCCAACGGAUCAUUUCAUUAUGGGACCAAUCUACAAGAGCUCACUGUCUGGCAAAUUACUACUCUCACACUUCGAUGCAUUCAAGUUCCCCUCGUCGGAGGUCGUACAAUUCCGCGCACUCGUCACACCCUGUAUGCCAACUUGCGAACCUGUACAAUGCGACCAAGAGGACAUUGGCGGUGAAUUCAAGUCAUUAAUUUCUUAUGGACGUAGGAGGCGCUCGUUGAAUGUGACAGCAACCUUCGCAGGUAUGGUACAGAACAGUCAUGAGCAACAGCAAUUGCUGAAGGAACAACAAAAACAAUUACGUUUGCGCAAUAAACAACAGCAAUUGCGCCUGCGCACCAGACGUGAAACAGCCUUGUCGACUGGCAACAAACCUAGUCAAGAGGACAUGCUUUUGGUGCAAUCAAUUCAGAUCACUGACAAAUUUGGCUUCGAUAAGCAACAGCAGCAGCAACAACCCAAGUCAACGGCAUACGAUAGCAAUGAGACGAUUUUCAUUAGCGGCGAAGCAGGACAAGGGUACUGUGUUAAUGCGAUUGGUCUCAUUGUUGCCGUUACCAUCUUUUUGCUCGCACAACUCGCCGUCAUUGCCAUUUGGACCUACUUGCAUCAGCGACGCCGAAAACAACAACCUUACGUCAAUGAGGGCCUCAGUAACGCCUCCAGUUAUGGCUCACACAAUGGCGGAUCGACAAUGGUAACCAGUGUGCCCAAUACGCGAUCGGAGUCAUUGUGUAAAUUAUAUGAUAGCGGUUUCGCAGGACGACAUGGACGUCAAUUUUAAGAUUGGCGGGAAGAAAUGCGUAGCAGAGAAAACAACAAGGCAAACAAAAACAGCUUAACGAUGAAAUCAAAACGAUAAACCACCUUAUAGGGAUUUAUUGAGUAGAUUGAAAUGUGGAAGUUAGACGACUGGUUGGUUUGGGGGUUUAAACUAUUAGCGAAAAUUCUUGCCGCUAGGAAGAAGAAAGGAAUUUCACGGGAAGAAUAACAGUGUACUUUUUAAUUCAAUGUUAGUAAUUUCAUCUAAAAAGAAAGCCAUUAAAGGGAAAAUAAUGAAUAGGGAGAAGCUGACUAAGAAAAUGGCACCCACCUUAGGUGGCAGGUGCAGAAAGUUACUUAGAAAAAGUUGAUAUUGUGGUGCGUUCAAAUGAGACUCACAUGGUGCAGGAUAUAGUAAAUCUCGUGGACAAUAUUUGAAUUCAAAUAUUGCAUAAAUUACUUAUUUAAUAGCUUAUUAAUAUAAUAAAGGCACGUCAGCGAGAGGUUGAGAAGAAAAUUAUAGUCUAAAAUACUAGUUUUUAAGUUUUGCGGCAGAGCAUGUUCAAAUCCAAUUGAAUGCCUUAUCGAAAGUGACACAAAUGCAAUAAAAAAUAUUUACAUUUAACGUACGCAUACAUACACAUACAUAUACUUAUAUUGUAGAAAAUAGUAGAAAUGCGUUUAGAAUGAGAAAAAAGGACGACUGAUAGUUCAAAUUUGUAUUACUUUUCUUUACGAAAUAUUUUCAAAAUUGAAAAUGGAACGUUUUAAAGAAAACUAAUACGAUAGAAAUCGGUUUGCAAACUAAUGCGUAGUUUAACUGCAAGCGAAGAGUAAUUAUAAGUAGAUUUUAGACACAGCAGAUAAUAGCGUUUAAGCUAAGAAGACAAGAAAUGAAUAAUAAUAAUUAGAAAAGCUGAAUUUAAAGCAAUUUCUAAAGCACUUAAUAAGUUUUAUUUCGUAGUCUAAAGACGACAAUUAGAAAGUACAUUGCAAACAAAUAAUAAACAACAGCAACAUAAUGUCAAACUUGCAAUCCGGCAAUUAAGACGCAGAAAUCCUUGUAAUAAGGCAAUCUUAAAACACACACAGAUAUACACGCAUACAACACACAUUAAAUAUUGUAGUAACGCUUAAGUACAUACAUACAUACAUACAUACAUACAUAUUUAAUUAGUAAUUGAAUGCAAUAUAAUUUAAUUUAGC
Ceratitis capitata (Mediterranean fruit fly) is the source of this 4909-nucleotide messenger RNA. RefSeq lists its product as uncharacterized. The record is from RefSeq and is a predicted model, not a curated record. NCBI's taxonomy places the organism in Eukaryota, Metazoa, Arthropoda, Insecta, Diptera, Tephritidae. Bases 882 to 3725 code for a protein of 947 amino acids. The transcript is spliced from 7 exons.